AUGUCUACCGCAUCAACGGUACCGCUAUCAGCGUUUUCUGCUUGUGAAGUAUCAGACGCUCUCAUCAAACUAGGAUCUCCAAACGGAGGACACAUCCCAGACGUCCAUAUACACUCCCCGUCUUCCCAAGUCAAGAUCUGCGCACCCGCAUACACAGUUCAAAUGGUCCUAGCAUCAGACAAAUCAGCCCCAAAACUAUCCUCCCAUUUCGUAGACACCGCAACCCCAGGUUCUGUCAUCGUCAUCGACGCCCCGCCUCAAGCAAAGAAUGCUGUUUGGGGUGGUCUGAUGACUGCUGGCGCACAAGCUAGGGGAGCUGUUGGCGUUGUCAUCUCUGGACGAUGCAGAGACCUCGCUGAGCAUCGCGCAGCGGAUUUCCCGGUGUUUGCUCGUGGACAUUCGACGGUUGGGCAGUCCCCUUUCGUACGCCCAUCUGCUGUCAAUGUUACUCUCAAUAUUCGUCCCAAAGACGUGGGUGAAGGUCCAGACGCGUUUGCAUCUGUUGCUGUGAUACCGGGGGAUUGGAUUGUUGCAGACGAAGAUGGUGUUGUGUGCGUGCCAGUGGGUAUGGUAGACAAGGUCGUGGAGCUUGCUAAGAAGGGGCAGGAGGUUGAUGCUAGGUGUAUGGCUGAUAUCAAAGCUGGCAAGGGUGUCCAGGCGUCUUUCAAGGAGCACAGGGGCAAGUAG
Molecule: messenger RNA, 687 nt
Organism: Suillus paluster
Lineage: Eukaryota; Fungi; Basidiomycota; Agaricomycetes; Boletales; Suillaceae
Product: ribonuclease E inhibitor RraA/Dimethylmenaquinone methyltransferase
Exons: 2
Coding region: 1-687 (228 amino acids)
Source: RefSeq, a predicted model, not a curated record